Molecule: messenger RNA, 612 nt
Organism: Fusarium tjaetaba
Lineage: Eukaryota; Fungi; Ascomycota; Sordariomycetes; Hypocreales; Nectriaceae
Exons: 3
Coding region: 1-612 (203 amino acids)
Source: RefSeq, a predicted model, not a curated record
AUGUUUGCUCUCCGUCGUCUUCCACCGAAAGCCUCUUUAUUGUCUACUGGACUCCUGUUCGAGUUUUCUUUCGCUGCUAUGCUAUCCAGAACCCCCUGGCGAGCAUUAGAACGAACUCGAUCUGGACGUUGGACAUCAGCACCUCCCACUAGUAAGACCAAGAAAAUCUGUAACCUACUCACAAACAUCAACACUACCGAUAUCAUGGCAAACCGCGAAAUCGAGUACCUUGUUCGACACCGAGUAAACCGACAAGAGAGCACUGUCAAGUUUCUUGUUGAAUGGACAGACGAUACCCCGCGAUCUUGGGAAGCCGAGGAAUAUCUACAAACGAUCGAUCCCAAAGCGCUCUAUAGCUACUGGGAAGAGCGUGGUGGGCGAGACCACGUCACACUACUUGUAGAGUUUCACGUCUACAAGGUGAAAUCGAAGGGUUGGAAGAGAGGAGAAUGGGCCUACAACUGUCAGUGGGUUGGAUGCCCGCCUGAUCAAAACACUUGGGAACCGGAGGAUAAGAUCUUAAGCAACGCUCCGGCUGCAGUUGCGGAUUGGGAGGCCCGAGAAGCCGCCCGUCAAGCCAGGGUGGAAGCUAGGAACGCAGGAAAGAAGUAG